GGUGGGGCGCCCAGCGCGCGGGGUGGGGGGGGUCCUGGUCUUUGGCUUCUCAACUCGGUCCUGAUUCGACAGCGAACAUGUCUCGGCCUGUCAGAAAUAGGAAGGUCGUUGAUUAUUCACAGUUUCAGGAAUCUGAUGAUGCUGAUGAAGAUUAUGGAAGAGAUUCGGGCCCUCCAGCUAAGAAAAUUCGAUCAUCUCCUCGAGAAGCUAAAAAUAAGAGGCGAUCUGGAAAGAAUUCACAGGAAGAUAGUGAAGACUCAGAAGAAAAAGAUGUGAAGACCAAGAAGGAUGAUUCUCACUCAGCAGAGGACAGUGAAGAUGAAAAAGAAGAUCAUAAAAAUGUGCGCCAGCAACGGCAGGCAGCCUCUAAAGCAGCUUCUAAACAGAGAGAGAUGCUCAUGGAAGAUGUGGGCAGUGAAGAAGAACAAGAAGAAGAGGAUGAGGCGCCAUUCCAGGAGAAAGAUUCCGGCAGUGAUGAAGAUUUUCUAAUGGAAGACGAUGAUGAUAGUGACUAUGGCAGUUCAAAAAAGAAAAACAAAAAGAUGGUUAAGAAGUCCAAACCUGAGAGGAAAGAAAAGAAAAUGCCCAAACCCAGGCUAAAGGCUACAGUGACGCCAAGCCCUGUGAAAGGCAAAGGGAAGGUGGGUCGCCCCACAGCUUCAAAGGCAUCUAAGGAAAAGACUCCUUCUCCCAAAGAAGAUGACGAGGAACCAGAGAGCCCUCCAGAAAAGAAAACAUCUGCAAGCCCUGCACCUGAGAAGUCUGGGGAUGAAGGGUCUGAAGAUGAAGCCCAGUCUGGGGAGGAUUAAAAGUGAUGGUGGUUUGGGAGAGAUUUUAUUUAAAAAAAAAAAAAAAAAAAAAAAGAGGAAAAAAGAAAAAGGGGGGAAAAAAGAAAACCUACGUAAGAUAGAACAUGGUUUUGGCUAUGGCUUGACUCAUGGGCUUUCAAUGCUUUUUUUUUCCUUUUGUUGAAAAUAACAUUUUCUCUCUUUUUUAAAAAAAAUUUUUUUUAAUUAAGAAAACCGUUGUAUGUUUAAUUUACCUUUUUGUCUAUUGGUCUUUCUUUGCCACCACCCUCUCUUCCCUCGCUUUUUCAAUGAAAGCCAUGUCAAAUUAAUCACUGGAUUGACUGCUUCAUCUUUUUAUUUUUAAUGAAUGGUAUACCACAGUUGUAAAGCAAUAAGAUUCGAGAUGAACACUAUGGCAAUUUUGCUUUUUGCUAAACAGUAGCAAGUUGAGCAGUAAUCAAAAAACAUUAGAAGGGUUUUAGUUAAAAAUGAUUGCCUCUUUCUCUACUCAGACUUUUUAAAAAAUCAAUUGUCAUCUAACAAGUUUAUUUUUUACUUUGGGGGCAGGGCAGGGAGUAGGUUACCUGACCUUGUUUGAGGGUGUGGGUUUUUGUGUGUUUUUUUUUUUAAAAUUUCAUUUCAUCACUUAUUAUCUCAAAGAGAUUCAGAGCCAGUGAUCCUUUUACUCUGCUACAGUCUUUAAGGAAUUUAAAACAAACAAACAAAAAAAACAAGGGCCUUUAAAACUUAAAUCAUGCUUAAUUUCCUAUUUUAUUCUCUAAUGGUUCAUGUUUUAAAAUCUAUGUGUAUCCUGUUUCUUGGAUAAUAUUUUACCAAGGAUAAAAAAAAAAAAAAAAAAACCUAGAAUUUAAAUGGCAAGUCUAUACAUCACAGUGGAUUUCUUCUCAAACUGACAAUGUUUAGGUUUUAAGCAAAUAAAAUACCGGUUAAUGUGAAACUCAUUCACAGAGACUUGAGAUUUUUUUUCCUUUAUGAAAACAAAGAAUUGAAAUUCUUUUAUGCCAUAAACGUGCAUGCAUUCAGAUCCCAUGAACUGUGCUCUGUUUUUAUUUGGGGAUAGAACAUUUUCCUUUUCAUACACCUAUCUUCUCCAGUUUUUCAUAGAAGCAUGGUGUGAAGUGCGUCUCCUGGCUUCCUGCUGCGGUGUAGGGUACCACUGCACACCUGCCCCCAGUGCCUACCAGCCCUGCUAUAGGACAUGGCUCUUUCUUCAUUUACUUCACAUCCUGUGUUUGGUGGGAGUGUGUUAAAUGUUCCCACACUAUACAAUUUGCUUCUUUUUUUUUUUUUUUACUGGUGCGCCUGCUUACUGUUCAUGUUGCUUAAAGCAGGAGUUUACUGGGUACGGCAGGGCUAGAGAAAGCAUGCAUUCUGGAGGCCUAGGUGCAGUUGGCAACAGACUUUACAUGCCUUAUGAAAGCAGUCAGGAGAUAGAUCUGUAAGUUUGAUCCUUCACAUCCUGAUACCAUAGGCUUCUGGGAGCAAGGGUUAGGGGCCUUAGUGUGCUAAGAAGUUGAAAAAUUAGUGAAAUUUAACCUCUGCCUUUUAUUUAGAUUUGCUUCCUCAGUAUUUUACUUGUGCUAUUUUUUUUCUUUUAAUUACAGCAUAUUUUUCUGUCAGACAACGUGGCUUUCUUGCAGAUGUUCCUAGAACAAAAGGUUAUUUAAGGAAUAUUUUUACUCUGAUUAUUAAGACACUUUAAUAUUCUUACUUUGUGAUUUAAAAAAAAACAAACACCCAGUGACAGUCAUUUCACUGUUGCACUAUGUGUUAAAGAAUGAAUUUGAAGAUUGUAGUACUAGGCCAAAAAUGCAAAGCUUGAACAUAAGUAGCAGUUGGAUUAUUAUCUAAAGAUUAUUCUGUUUGCUUUAGUGGGUUCGUUCAGGUAUCUAAUUUUAACAAGGUUUGUGUCUUACAGCAAGAGACCUAUCAGUGUUUCCACCGUGCACUUCUAUUUUUAGGGGUUUAUAACUUUAAGUCUUACAUUCCUAGUAACAUUUGGGAUUUUCUUAGAUUAUGUUUUGUGAAAAUUGGGGGGGCGGGCCGUCUUUUAAAACUUUAGCCUCGGUAUUUUAUGUAAUACAGUCUCUUUAAUAUAUUAAUCUGCACUAACAUCUCUGUGAUAUAGGCACAUACUUUAGAGAUAAUCCUGUCUUCUGAGUUACCUGUGUGCAUUUGGUUGGGCUUUUUGUGUGGGAUCCCUUUUUUAAAAAUCGAUUCAUGAGAUUGAAAAAUGUAUUAUGUGUUUGUAAUAGACUGGACAAAAGGAUCUGUGUCCCCAAGUGAGACAGCCUCUGAAUGACCUUUGUUUUCUUCACUUUUUGUUCAUUAAAACACUCUAGUCUUCCCCUCAAAUCAUGCAUGCAAAGAGGAGGGUAGCUGCGGUGUCGCAACUGGAAACAGGUGCUUAAUAGUCAGGCUUGAUGGCGAUGUCAGGACAGGUCACAAGCUAUAAGCUGAUGGAGGCUGGCCAUUGGCACCACCCUUGACUAAACUCCCUCUUUUUCUCUGGAGUGCCUAUGGUGAAAUGGCAAUAGCGUUCACUGUCUUGUUUUGCAGUGCUCAGGAAGUGGGACAUUAAUUUUGAAGGUGCUUGUUUGUGUUAACUGAAUUCUCUUUGUUAGCUCUGUUAGGUUUACCUCUGAAACAUGGAUUUCGGCAGCUAUGCUGACUGACACUACAUUCUAGUUAUUAAGAGUUUUUUUUCUAGACUUCCCAACACACACACAACUUGACAUGGGUAGUUUACAUAUUAUUAAAUCUAUCUGUACCUUGCUGCUGCUUUUAGCCCUCCCACCUCAGAUUGGAAUCAAUGGAGCAGGCCCAAAGGACACCUUUUAAUUUUAGUAGUGCUGGAUUUGUUUUUUCUAAAAACCUCUCCGUUUCAUAUCUCCACUCCCUAUUGAGUCUAUAAAGGAAAAUCAAUGGGCGUGUCCUCCUUUAGGGAAGUAAUGAGUGGGAAUCUUUUAAUCUCAAAAAGUAAUGGUAAUUUCGCACGAAGGAGGUUUGAUAGUGAUUUCUUACCCCCCUGCCCGCAGUCACAGUCUGCCCAGGUUCAAUCUCCAAUUCAAUAGUUAUUCUUGGAACUGGUUCAAGUCGCAUUUUCUUAUAGGUAACUAAUCAGUAGGAAUUGGGGGUUAUAGUCCAGUCAAGUUUUUGACACUUGUGGAUAUAUAUCUGGCCAGCUAAACUGAAAUGACCUCUCCCCACCCCCAAACAUUUCUUUCUUUAUCCAUGGCCAUUCGGGCCACAAGUGAAUUUUAGAGUACGGAUGAGGAAAGGGAAGAGUGCUUUUCUUUCAACAAACCAGUUUAGAAGAUGCUUUGAGAGUGUUAGAAAGGCAAGAGCAGGAGAUAAUACCUGGAGCAACAGGGAAAGCUUUUAGAAGUCCUGUGGCCAUUAUCACUGUUGUAAAAAAUGAGCAUUGGAGGGGUUCUUCCUGUGCCUGCCUCACCAGUAGCUGCACUGAGAAGCAGAAACGACCACCGCAGGAGUUUGCAAAGGAAGAAACCUGAGUUCCUGUCUCUGUGGCCUUCAGACUUAGAUACUUAAACACGAGUAAUGCACAUUCUCUGCCAAGGGAUAGGGGAAAUCUAAUAAAAGUCUGGUUGCUCUUGAGGAUAGAAAGUCGUCCUUUUCUCUAUGUGCUUGGAGCCGUGUUUAUUGGGAAAGGAGUUACUUUGAAUAUUGGGACAUCAAGCUAUCUAUAGCCAAGUUUCAAUCUGCAACCCAUUUUCUCUUUGUCUUGGGAUAAACUUGAAACAAAAUGAACCCUAAAUCCCUAAGUUACCCCCCCUUUUUUUGUAGCCAAAUUCACAAAAUUCACAGUGGUGCUGACUGUGUAUUAACCACUAUUGGGAAAAGUCCCUUAAACCUGCCUGUUGCCAUGCCAGUGGAGUGACUGAACUGGUGACAUCUGUUAUGUUGGAGCAUGCUUCGUGUGGCCAGUGGAAUGCCGCCAUUGUACACAUACUUUGUACAUCAGGGUUAAAGGGAGGGUUUUCUAGAUUUUGGGGGGAGGGUAAAAUUGGGGCUUUUUGUUGUUCCUUUUUUGAUGUGGUAUUAGGGGUAUAGUACUAAGCUAAUGCCCUAAAUAACAUGUAUAAAAACCCCUGAAGUAUUGUGUGGGUGUGUGCGUGAGUGUGUAUAUGUCUGGCAAUUAAACCUUUGUCUUCUGGAAAUUAGUGAACUCUUUUUUUUUUUUCCCCCCUCCAGAAGCAUUUGUUACAAGAUUUGUAAAUAAGAGCUCUACCUAGUUUAUUUACCACGAACAUGUUGCAGCAAACCUUAAAUACCUAAUUCCUGCAAGAUUUAAGGAAAGACUUUAAGACUUUCCAGGUUAAGCAGCAGCCAAGUUCUCAGUAACUGUUUGCCUUGAUUCAUCUUUCAGACUUCAUUUUGCCAGCUCUAAAAUUCCCAGUCUUCCUUCAUUUUAGUCCUUAAUCUUUUAUGUUCUGAGCAGGAAGGGUAAAAGAGGAACCUGCUUAAAUGUAUUUAAUUGUAAGUCCAUGGACUGAGACCGGGGCAGCCCUUUCUUAACACUGCAAUGUUGCUAGAUAUGUGAUCAGAUACCAGAGAGUUGGGCAUUCUUGCAAUACCUUAACAGUGCUGAAAUCUGCAGCAUGGUACUAAGGAUGUUAAAGUUUGAAUGUAACCACUUUAUUUAAAAAUUUUUUUUAAUUUAAAUGAAAUGGGGUUGAAGUGAACAUGAUUUUGUUGACCAUGUUCGUGAAUUAUAGAUGCAACAUGCAUUGGUAGACUUGUGAUGGUCUGUGAUACUUAAUUUUUACAUAUCCCAGUCUCUGUAUGUAUCAGCAUAGACAAAGAAAAAACAAACUCCUGCUUUCUUUUACUGAAGGGUUUCCAGGACUGCGUGUCUGCUCCUGAGCUCUGUUUUAAGUAUGUAUCCUUUGCUUGUAUUUUGUAUUAAAAAAUAAGAAAAAGAACCCGUUAUUGUUGAGCAUGUUGGCAUUGUCCCUUUUGUUUUUUUUCUCUUUUUGGGACAUGAAGCAAGUUAUUCUUUUUCUGUAUCUUUUUUUCUUUUGUAAACUUUGUUUUGUUUAAAAAUGGCUUUAUAAAAGGGCUUUUAUAACCCA
Molecule: messenger RNA, 5905 nt
Organism: Pteronotus mesoamericanus
Lineage: Eukaryota; Metazoa; Chordata; Mammalia; Chiroptera; Mormoopidae
Gene: NUCKS1
Product: nuclear casein kinase and cyclin dependent kinase substrate 1
Exons: 7
Coding region: 78-809 (243 amino acids)
Biological process (GO): double-strand break repair via homologous recombination; interstrand cross-link repair
Cellular component (GO): cytoplasm
Molecular function (GO): single-stranded DNA binding; double-stranded DNA binding
Source: RefSeq, a predicted model, not a curated record